This is a messenger RNA of Mytilus trossulus (common blue mussel), 2098 nucleotides long. RefSeq names its product alpha-L-fucosidase-like. Gene Ontology annotation, molecular function: alpha-L-fucosidase activity. Gene Ontology annotation, cellular component: lysosome. NCBI's taxonomy places the organism in Eukaryota, Metazoa, Mollusca, Bivalvia, Mytilida, Mytilidae. The transcript is spliced from 8 exons. The record is from RefSeq and is a predicted model, not a curated record. Gene Ontology annotation, biological process: fucose metabolic process; glycoside catabolic process. The coding region runs from base 141 to 1532 and encodes 463 amino acids.
UUCCUGCUUGUAUAUGAUUAUCCCAUUAAUUGUUUGACUAUUUUCUAUGAGUCUGAGAACAUGAUUUGCAUAUCACAUGAUACUGAAAACUUAUCAUCCAUGAAACAAAAACUAUUUAUAUUUGAACUUUAAUAAGCAACAUGAAAAAGAUAAUAACAUUAUCUGCAGUUCUUACUUUUGUCCUUGCCUUCAGCAAUAUCUUAAAUGUUUCUUGUGUCAAGUACGAGCCAAAUUGGGAGUCUCUGGAUUCAAGACCCCUUCCAUCAUGGUAUGAUGAAGCCAAGAUAGGAAUAUUCAUCACAUGGGGCGUAUUUUCGGUUCCAUCAUUUGGGACAGAAUGGUUUUGGUGGACCUGGAAGGAAGCAAAGAAUCCAGCAAUAGUGGACUUUAUGAAGAAAAAUUAUAGACCUGAUUUCACAUACCCUGAUUUUGCACCACAAUUUACAGCAGAAUUUUUUAAUGCCAAUGAAUGGGCAGAAAUACUGAAGUCUUCAGGGGCAAAAUAUGUUGUGUUAGUGAGUAAACAUCAUGAGGGUUUUCCCCUUUGGCCAUCUAAUUAUUCGUGGAACUGGAAUGCAAUGGACAUUGGCCCUAAUAGAGACAUUGUGGGAGAACUUGCUAAAGCAGUAAGAUCAAAGACUGACAUACAUUUUGGAAUGUACCAUUCUUUACUUGAAUGGUUCAAUCCUCUAUACAUUCAGGACAGAGAGAAUGGAUUCAAGACUCAGGACUUUGUCAGAACAAAAACAAUGCCUGAGCUUUAUGAAUUGGUAAACAGAUAUGAACCGGACAUUAUAUGGUCAGAUGGAGACUGGACAACCACUGAUGUGUAUUGGAAUGCUACAAACUUCCUUGCUUGGCUUUAUAAUGAAAGUCCAGUGAAAGACAAAGUUUGUGUGAAUGACAGAUGGGGGAGUAACAUCAGAUGUAAACAUGGUGGUUUCCUCAACUGUAAUGACAAAUAUAACCCAGGUGUGUUGAAUAAAAAAAAGUGGGAAAACUGUAUGGAAAUGGACCGUUAUUCCUGGGGUUACAGACGUAAUGCCAGACUAGCUGAUUACUUCAGUAUGCAUGAACUUUUAUCAGAGGUUGCAGAAACAGUUAGCACUGGUGGGAAUAUACUUAUCAAUAUUGGACCAACAAAAGAUGGAAUGAUUAUACCAAUUUAUCAGGAGAGACUGAAACAACUUGGUACAUGGUUGGGAGUAAAUGGAGAAGCUAUUUAUGGAUCAAAGCCUUGGAGUCAUCAAAAUGACACAAUCACUAAAAAUAUAUGGUAUACAUCACAGAUUGCUGGAGCUGAUGUUUCAGUGUAUGCCAUUUUAUUAUUUUGGCCAACAGAUAACACAGUAAUUCUUGGUGCCCCAGUGCCUUCCUCGUCAACAAUUGUCAGUAUGCUUGGAUACGUUGGAAACUUUGACUGGAAACCAAAUCCAGGAGGUGGUAUAGAAGUAUCCAUACCCCCAAUAACAAUUAACAAGCUACCAUGCAAUGAUGUCUGGGUACUCAAACUGGAAAAUUUGUUCGAUUAAUUAUACAAUUAGUAACUGUUUAUAAAUAGUUUAUUUAUUCAGUAAAUGUCUUCUUUUUUUAUACUUGUUGAAAAGGAAUAAACUGACCAUUUUUAAUAAUAUUAGAAUCUCAUGGUAUAUGAAAUACUAGAAUGUCCUAAUCAACUUAAUAAUUAACUAAUAUAAACAUACUGCCUUUGGAUGAAGAUGUUAGGGUGGAUUAACACACAGGGAAAACAUUUAUCACCCAAGACAGUCAUUUUAGUUUGAAUUGAUGCGAGAAAAAAUCCAUUACUGUACUUCAACAUAUAUAUAGUUACCAGUACAAUUUUUAUUAAGCCAUGAUCUGUAAUGUGCAGCAAUUUUGUUAUCUUUUUCAUUCCAUUCCAUGAAGUUUUGAAAAUAUAUUUAUACAAUGAAUACAAAAGAUGUAUAUUCCAUAUUAGUCCAAAUAAUUAUGACAUCUUGAAAGGCUAUUAUACUUUUAUGCUUUGACACCUUACAGCAGUGUCAAAGCAAAAAAGGUUUAAUAGCCUGACUUAUAAUUAUUUGGACUAAUUCCAUAUACAUGUAUAUAACAAAUUUCU